AGAAAUUAAAAAAAUAAUAAAAAUUCAAUAAAAAGGAAAAUAAUUAAAUAGUUGCCAAGAAAAACAACCCCCCAUCAAAAUGGACAUUAAAUUUCUUAAAGGAUUACUUUUCCUAUCGACCACACUGGUCUUAACAGUUUCGACACUUUCACAAACAGCAAGACCCGUUCGACAGGGUAGUUCGUCACGUGCCUUAGGAAUAAGUCCAAAAUCCUCGUCGUCUGGCGUCGACUUUCAAUGUCCCGAGGAAUUCGGUUAUUAUCCGCAUCCCACGGAUUGCAGUCAGUACUACGUUUGCGUCUUUGGGGGUGCCUUGUUGGAAAGUUGCACGGGCGGCUUGAUGUAUUCCAAUGAGUUGCAAACGUGCGAUUGGCCCCGAAAUGUCGGAUGUGAAGUUGCCGAGAUCACUGCACCGUCGGCGCCUGCAGCAACGCGUCACGAAUCUCCGAGAGCUCAACCGCAAACGAGUCGCGUUCGCUUUUCGUCGCUUCCGAGUGGGCCUUCGGGACCUUCAGGACCCUCAGCUCCGUCAGCACCUGCGAGAAUUCAACAAAUUUCGUCGAGUCAAGUAUUUCCGCCGCCGCCAGAACCCUUGAGGGUUGCACCAAAUCCGGUUAUUACGACACGUGGGCAACCAAGGAAUUUGCCGCAACAGGAAGAUAUUGCUAAGCUUUAUGCUGAAGCACAUGAUACUCUUCCGCCAAUCCGUGAGGACGAAGAUACAGACACGCAACAACGUGUUUAUCGCGGACAACCAAGUAUUGUCACCCAAGUACACAGAGAUCGUGAUGGAAUCCUUCAGCAACCGAGUGUGAAUGCCAUACCAACACAACAGAAAGUAGGAUCGUUCGCCUAUGUGCCACAAGUUCAAAAUUUCAGAGUGGAAUCUUCGAGCCCAGCGUCGACAUCUCAGCAGAAAUCGACGUACAACAAGAAUUAUUACAAUGCAAGUAACAAUUAUCAGCCAGCCAAUUACGAUAACUACUAUACUGUUUAUGAUGAUGAUGUUGAGUUGUACAGAGAUAAUGAUUACCAACCACCUCAAACGCAAUACAAUCAAAACAAACAAACAGUCUCGUCAACUUACCGCCCCACGCCAUCCGUGACUCCAUCAACGUUGUCGACGCAACGUGAAUCCUAUGCAACUCAACGUCCUCAAACGACGUACCAAUCCUCGUCUCCUUUGUACGACUACGACGACGCGCUUGUAGCCCAGCUUGAGGAGGACGAUCGUUACUCUCGCCCAUCAUCUGCAUCGUCGUCGUCGUCUUCGUCUCGUGGCCAUACAAGAACAAAUAGUAACAGAAAUCGUGGAAGCAGUUCGGAUGGACAAUCGAACAGUAGAGGAACACAUCCACCUCGCGCUCGCCCAACAUUGAAACCGGCAGCUGGUCUUGUAUCGAAAGCCCAACAAUUCAUCGACAUUUAUCGUUUCCCGCCAAAUCGCCCAGAUGCCUUGUAUCCCCAACCGACGCCCGAUAAGACAGCUGCCAAGUGUCGCAAGGAUGUUUGUCUCUUGCCUGAUUGCUUCUGUGGAGGCAAGGAUAUUCCCGGAGAACUUCCUGUCAAUCAAAUCCCACAAAUUGUCUUAUUGACCUUCGAUGACUCCGUUAACGACUUAAACAAGGGACUUUACCAGGAUUUGUUUGAACGUGGACGUGUCAAUCCCAACGGAUGUCCCAUUUCUGCCACUUUUUACGUGAGUCACGAAUGGACCGAUUACAGCCAAGUGCAGAAUUUGUAUUCGGAUGGUCAUGAAAUGGCAUCUCACACAGUUUCGCAUAGUUUUGGCGAGCAGUUCAGCGUUAAGAAGUGGGCUCGUGAAGUUGCAGGUCAACGUGAAAUUUUGUCAGCUUAUGGCGGUGUCAAGUUGGAGGAUGUUCGUGGAUUCCGUGCGCCUUUCUUGUCAAUCGGUGGCAAUAAAAUGUUCAAAAUGUUGCAUGAUUUCAACUUUACUUAUGACUCGUCGAUGCCUGUGUACGAAAAUCGUCCUCCAAGCUGGCCUUAUACUUUGGAUUACAAAAUCUUCCAUGAUUGCAUGAUUCCGCCAUGCCCCACGAAAUCCUAUCCCGGCGUAUGGGAAGUUCCUAUGGUCAUGUGGCAAGAUUUGAAUGGGGGACGUUGUAGCAUGGGAGAUGCCUGCAGUAAUCCAUCGGAUGCCGAAAACGUUGAAAAAAUGAUCAUGAAGAAUUUCGAAAGACAUUACACGACAAAUCGGGCUCCUUUCGGUUUGUUCUAUCACGCUGCUUGGUUCACGCAACCGCAUCACAAAGAGGGCUUCAUCAACUUUUUGGAUAAAAUCAAUCAGAUGAACGAUGUUUAUAUCGUCACGAACUGGCAAGCCUUGCAAUGGGUACGUGAUCCAACGCCCUUGAGUCGCAUGAAUUCCUUCCAACCGUUCCAAUGUAACUACCAGGAUCGUCCAAAACGCUGCAACAAUCCUAAAGUCUGCAAUUUGUGGCACAAGAGUGGCGUUCGCUACAUGAGAACUUGCCAACCAUGCCCCGAAAUCUACCCAUGGACCGGAAAAUCUGGCAUCAGAUCCUCGAGAAUAGACAACGACUUAGAAGUAGCCGAUAGUACUAAUUAAAUGACGAAAAUUCUAAUAAUUUAUUCACUGAAAUGAGAAAAAAAUAUUUAAAAAAUACACAAAAAAUAUUCUUAUACCUUUUAUGAUUUUAGUUUAUAAACUUUUCCAU
Messenger RNA from Culicoides brevitarsis, 2699 nucleotides. RefSeq lists its product as uncharacterized. Bases 80 to 2590 code for a protein of 836 amino acids. Gene Ontology annotation, cellular component: extracellular region. Gene Ontology annotation, molecular function: chitin binding; hydrolase activity, acting on carbon-nitrogen (but not peptide) bonds. The record is from RefSeq and is a predicted model, not a curated record. NCBI's taxonomy places the organism in Eukaryota, Metazoa, Arthropoda, Insecta, Diptera, Ceratopogonidae. Gene Ontology annotation, biological process: carbohydrate metabolic process. The transcript is spliced from 10 exons.